Penicillium argentinense is the source of this 906-nucleotide messenger RNA. RefSeq lists its product as uncharacterized. The coding region runs from base 1 to 906 and encodes 301 amino acids. The transcript has 4 exons. NCBI's taxonomy places the organism in Eukaryota, Fungi, Ascomycota, Eurotiomycetes, Eurotiales, Aspergillaceae. The record is from RefSeq and is a predicted model, not a curated record.
AUGCCCCGAGACAAUGUGACUUAUUGGAGGCUUUGGGAUCGUGAAGGGAACGCUUACAAUUUCAAUGCAUCAUGCCAAAUAACCCAGCCGCUGGGUAAUGCUGCGAUCACAAAUCCCGAGUUCACCAUAGAUCACGCGAAUGGCAGUGAACACUAUCGAUCUGUGGAAUUCGAUCGGGAUAUAACGUGGCAUGUCUAUUCUGGGUUCAAACCAAGAGCCUCAUCUGAUCUAAGAUUGCAUGAAGAUAUCGAUAACUCGAAGUUCACAGGGGUCACAAACCCAUUGAUUAUAUUUGGCCAUGCGAAGAUUGGAUAUGACCCGAGUUUCUUCGACUCGCCGGAUCCGACCAAAGGGGUUUCAAACCAGGAAAUUAAUCGGGAUGUUACUACGGUGGAGACUUCAAAUAUUGACUACGGCAAUGAAUUCUGGAAUGAAUGUCAUGUGUUGGAAGCCAACAUCCAGUUCCCCAAAAGCGCCUUCGGGACAUGGCAUGAGUUUCACGUCAUCCCAGUUGAAUUUGCAUCCUACGGCAUCAAUGCUAUGCCGCUGCCCCAGGAUCUUCUGGUGGGAUCAAGCUCGUUCGGAUGUUUAGAAAAGAAUGGACGAAAAGAACUGUUCCAACUUCGCUCUACUCCGGGGGAUCCGUCUACACAGCGAGUUGCCAGCAUCGGUCUGGGACACGUCAUGACAAAUAUCGUCAACUCUUCAAAUAUGGUGGCAUUGCAAAAGGACGGAGAAGAUGUGAAUGGUACCGCAUACGCCAUCGAAGUUUACGUCGGGGCCACUGAACAACUUCAAGUGGGAUGUAAAAAGAGGCAGCAGGCAAAUAUGUUCAACUUCGGGGUUUCUCGUGAGAAGAAGAAUUUGAGAUUGGAAAGAGAGGGUGCAGAUGCCGAGGCCUCUUGA